UCUGAGCUAUCUACCUUAAUCAUACCUGCUAAAGCUUAGAGCAAAUUCGCAAGAGCAGCUGGUUCUUGAUCUUAGUCAAGUCUGACCUUGCCCCCAUUCUGUCAUAGGGUUUUCACAAGCUCGGUCCCAAAAGCGGCGGCGCAUAUAUUCUAGCAUUUCUUCAACUUCAAAUUCGUCAACACACGUCGACUCUCAUCCCUACGCUACUAGGAAGAUGGCAACCAUCUCGAUUGAGAAGGCCCCCAAGCCAGGCCAAUUGACAGUCUCUACCCAGCUUCUUACGCCCAGCCAGAGAAGCCCAGAAGGGAGCUUAGAUAUACGCCGAACUUCGAACGUAUCGACACCAUGCUCCGCCUCCGCCCCCAACGGAUUUGACACGGACAUCGAGGCAAUGAUGCCUGUCAAAUCCUCCGAGCACCUGAACAAGACGGCGUCAGGUAACCCCAGACCCAAGUCGGAUUGCCCCGUAUGGCCUGGCCAGGAUCAUUGGCGACAGAAGGCACGAGCAGCCAAGAUCAACAACCGAUCGUGCCAGUGCAUGGCUCGCCUUAGCCAUCGAAACAGGAUCAUCGCUAAAGUCCUCAUCGCAUUUUUAAUCGUCGGCGUCGCUGUUGGUGUUGGUUUUGGCAUUAGCAAACCUCUUGGCGCGGGUAUUUGGCAGCCUAAGAAUCACUGAUUAGGUGCCUACGCUGAACACUACAACUGCGAGAAGAUGAAAAUUAAGGAGUAUGUGCCCUUGUGCAGCAAGGACGAAAUGGGUAAUAUCAUGUAAGGCGUUGCGCGUUGACAUCGUGGUGGGUGGUGUUUCUUGAGGGCAUGAAGGCGUCAUUUGCCUUCGAUUGUCUAUACUCUUCGAUACUCCUGUUGGUACCCAUUUGGACCCUGGUUCGUCAUGUAUAAAUUCGGUUGUUCACAAUUCAACCUAGGGAGACGGAAGUGCUCUGGACUGCGGCAUGGCAAGGCG
Molecule: messenger RNA, 964 nt
Organism: Annulohypoxylon truncatum
Lineage: Eukaryota; Fungi; Ascomycota; Sordariomycetes; Xylariales; Hypoxylaceae
Exons: 3
Coding region: 215-676 (153 amino acids)
Source: RefSeq, a predicted model, not a curated record